AUGUCCACGUCGUCUUUCAACGACUUCUUCGAGCGGUGGUUGACCGAGCAGGAGCACCAUCUCGAGAGCCUCGUCGUUGCAGCCGCCAACGGCCAAGCAGGGGAUGGGUUUCUCAGAGACCUGAAGGGUCGGGUGCUGGAGCACUACGAGGAGUACUACCGGGCCAAGUCCGAAUGGGCCCACCGGGACGUGCUAGCUGUGUUGUCCCCGUCUUGGAGAACGUCCCUGGAGGAAGUCUUUCUCUGGAUCGGCGGUUGGCGUCCCUCCACGGCUUUCCACGUCCUCUACUCCAAGUCAGGGCUCCAAUUCGAGACCCAAAUCCGAGACCAUCAGGGGCGCCACAAUGGAGACAGCGUGGUGGCGGAUCUGGCUGGCCUUUCGCCGAGGCAGUUUGGCCUGAUCGACGAGCUCCAGAGGAACACGAUCAAGGAAGAGAGGAGGCUCACAGAGAAGCUGGCAAAGGUCCAGGAGUCGAUUGCGGACGUGUCCAUGGUGGACCUGACCCACGCAGUGAGCGAAAUGAUGCGGAGGACCGACGACGACGAUGAUGACGACGUGGAGAGGUCCAGCAACGGGGUCAGCGAGGAGCAGGUGGAGAGGGCGUUGGUGCCGAAGAAGAGGAAGAUGGAGGAGCUGUUGCGUAAGGCGGAUGAUCUACGGGUGGUGACACUCAGGUCGAUCGUUGACGAGAUCUUGACUCCGAUCCAGGCAGUCCAUUUCCUGAUCGCCGUUGGGGAGCUACACCUUCGGGUCCAUGAUUGGGGGAAGCGGGGAGACGAGCGUCUUCAGGGCAACUAG
Messenger RNA from Linum tenue, 798 nucleotides. The record is from the annotation of a GenBank genome assembly. Lineage: Eukaryota; Viridiplantae; Streptophyta; Magnoliopsida; Malpighiales; Linaceae.